CCUGUAGAUUUUGACGCGUUUACUGUUGUUUGUUUCGAGAUGCUUGAGGGUAUUAAUGGUAAUUCGAUCAGUAUCGGAUCGAGAUCAAUAGCCGUACUGACAAAAAUGGAACAGAUUGCUAUUGGGCUAGAACAGUACGGCCCAAUAAGGAACAUUCGGCCUUUUAAGCGAGUGAAUCUACUGUGGGGACUUGAGUCGGCUCUUGAAGCAUUUUUUAGAAUCAUUGCUUCUUUGGUUGAGGAUCUUCGUGUAUCGCUGGGAUUUUGUGUUCUAGGGUUUUUGAAAGCAAGCUUUAGCGUAAGGAAAAUUUUGAGAAUGAAAGGUGAAAGAGAAGUUAAGAAUGGUGUUUCUGAGGAAGAGAGAGAGGUGAAGAGGAAGAGAGUGAUGGAACGGUCUGAUUCGCCACCUCCACCGCUGGGUUUCAACAAUCCUCUCUUGCCGUUGGCUAAUGCUUACGAUGAUGAUGAUGAGGAAGAGGAGAACGAGCAGAAGAAAUCGCAAGCUCGUGGUAAUGGAGUGGCGAAAGGGGAGGGAAAUGGUAACAAAGUGAAAGGAGAAGCUCAAGAAGAGGUCGAUGACGACGAGGAUGAUGAUGAUGAAGCUUCGAAGGGGAGGGGAAAGCAUUCACGCCAUGUUGAAGUUCGUCGUGAUUGUCCUUAUCUUGAUACUGUUAAUCGUCAGGUGUUGGAUUUUGAUUUUGAGAGGUUUUGCUCUGUUUCCUUGUCAAAUCUGAAUGUCUAUGCGUGUCUUGUUUGUGGGAAGUACUUCCAAGGAAGAAGCCAGAAGUCUCAUGCUUAUACACAUAGCUUGGAAGCAGGACACCACGUUUACAUCAAUCUUCUCACAGAGAAGGUUUAUUGUCUUCCUGAUAGUUACGAGAUCAAUGACCCUUCUUUGGAUGACAUUCGACAUGUUUUAAACCCAAGGUUUAGUAGAGCACAAGUAGACGAGCUUGACAAGAAUAGGCAGUGGUCUAGGGCUCUUGAUGGCUCUGACUAUCUUCCGGGAAUGGUGGGGUUGAACAACAUACAAAAGACAGAGUUUGUGAAUGUUACAAUCCAGUCGUUGAUGAGAGUUACUCCUUUAAGGAACUUUUUCCUCAUUCCUGAGAAUUAUCAGCAUUGCAAGUCUCCUCUUGUUCACCGUUUUGGGGAACUAACUCGCAAGAUUUGGCAUGCUCGAAACUUUAAAGGACAGGUGAGUCCACAUGAAUUCUUGCAAGCUGUCAUGAAAGCCAGCAAGAAACGCUUUAGGAUAGGCCAACAGUCAGAUCCAGUAGAGUUUAUGUCGUGGCUCCUCAACACUCUGCACAUGGAUCUUAGAACUUCAAAGGACGCCAGCAGUAUCAUCCACAAGUGCUUCCAGGGUGAGUUGGAGGUUGUGAGAGAGUAUCAAGGCAAUGAAAACAAAGAAAUCUCCAGGAUGCCUUUUCUGAUGCUCGGGCUAGAUUUGCCACCGCCUCCUCUUUUUAAAGAUGUCAUGGAGAAAAACAUUAUUCCGCAGGUUGCUCUAUUCGAUUUGUUGAAGAAGUUUGAUGGAGAAACUGUGACAGAGGUGGUUCGCCCUAAGCUGGCCAGAAUGAGAUAUCGUAUAACCAAAUCUCCUCCUUACUUGAUGUUCCAUAUGGUUCGGUUCAAGAAGAAUAACUUCUUCAAAGAGAAGAACCCUACAUUGGUUAAUUUCCCAGUGAAGGACAUGGAGCUGAGGGAUUACAUACCAUCAUUGCCUAGAGCACCAGAAGGCGAGAAGGUGUGUUCUAAGUAUAAUCUAAUCGCAAACAUUGUACAUGAUGGUAAGCCGGAGGACGGGUACUUCAGAGUCUUUGUGCAGCGCAAGUCACAAGAACUAUGGUACGAGAUGCAGGAUCUUCAUGUUGCAGAGACACUUCCCCAGAUGGUGGAACUAUCGGAAGCAUACAUGCAGAUAUAUGAGCAGCAGGAUGAAUAGAGAGCACUGGAAACAAACUGACUUGAUCUGGUUUAAGAGUAAAAGUUACCAGUUUUU
Molecule: messenger RNA, 2004 nt
Organism: Arabidopsis arenosa
Lineage: Eukaryota; Viridiplantae; Streptophyta; Magnoliopsida; Brassicales; Brassicaceae
Source: the annotation of a GenBank genome assembly